AUGAAUUCAUCGAACACCUCCCGUGCAUCAAAACCUCGGCGCACGCUUUCCGGUAUAUUUCCUCAUUCUAUUAGGGUCGCAGCCAAGCACUUCCCCGACUUCCUCAACGAUGCUUACACAUCUUACUCACUUCGCCCCGUCCAUCCUUCCCGUGCUCGCAUCCGCCGCGUCGAGCUCAGAAAAGACAAGUCGGGCCAGAGGUGCGAAUAUCUUCUCGCUUUUGUCACUCUAGACGGCAGACCGUGGACGGAGGCCGCGCUAGGCGUCAUCAAAUGCGACCGGUAUGUCUUGAGUAAAGACCCUGCCAAAGAUGAUGCGGAGCCUACCACCCACAUCGGAUAUUGGGUGGGCAUCGUCACUGCAUUGUAUGACUUCCUCAGCAACAAACCGCCCGUCUACGGUGGCGACCGCUUUGAAUUCUUCAGUCCGACCGACGCACGCGUGAGCAGAAUCAUCCGACGUUCACCAACUCUCUACGUGCAUGAAUACACUACGCUCCCUGCCGCCGGCCCCGUCGACGUCACACAACCUCAGCUCGAUUUCCCGCCAUGGUCCCGGGACGCUACUGUCCCGCCCACGCUCUUCCACCUUGCGGCUGCUGCAUCUCUCCUCGAGAAGCAGCAGCCCGAAUACAUUGCCCCUGACCGCCAGUGUUUUCGGUUUACAGCGAUGCUAUAUUAUCUGCUCGUAGGCCAGGACGGCCAGGACGCAGAGGUCGAACAGGACGCGAAACGGGUCGCUAUCGGGGAUGCAUAUUGCCCCGAAGCCUCCCGGGGCAAAUAUACCUCUGCCUCCAGUGCAACUUUCCGCGCACAUCCCGGGACGUUCCGCGGUCUGUUUCAGCGCGUUACCCGCAAGGAUAUCGAAGAGCUUCGCACGGAAGAGAAGCUGGACGCGAUGGCUUGCGAGGCGCGGCUCGCGAAGCUAUACAGCGGCCUACGAGAUGCGUUGUUGGAAGACCGAGAACGUUAUGGGAGUUGGGGCCCGCUCGCCGUGCCAGGCAAAGAAGCUGCGAUCCGCGCUCUUGGAGGCACGAUCCUAGACAUGCAACUGGAGGUGCAGAGGGAUGCCAAUCGAAGGUCGCUUGAGGCAGAUAGGAUCGCAAUGGCCAUCAAACUCGAGGCACAGAGGGCAGCCGCAGUUAAGAAGCUCGAGGCUGAGACCGCCGCAGCGAUCAGGGAGUUUGAGGAGUCGGCAGCGACGGCCAGGAAGUUCCAGGCGCAGAAGAUCGCAGCGCUCGAAAAGCUGGAUGCGGAGAAGGCGGCAGCACUCAAAGAGCUCCAGGCGAAGCUAAUACGACUCGGAGCCGAAACAGCGGCGGCCAAAGAGAGGGAAGAGGCGGCAGUCGCCAAAUGCAAACAGAUGGAGGAGGACCUCGCGGCGCUGACGGCGGCGCACACAGCCGCUCUCCCUCAAUACUCAGAGUUGGAGGGUCGAACUGCGUCUGAAGGUGCAGCUCCGUCCAAUGAUGCGCAGGUGUAG
Trametes versicolor FP-101664 SS1 is the source of this 1482-nucleotide messenger RNA. RefSeq lists its product as uncharacterized. The record is from RefSeq and is a predicted model, not a curated record. The transcript has 2 exons. Lineage: Eukaryota; Fungi; Basidiomycota; Agaricomycetes; Polyporales; Polyporaceae. The coding region runs from base 1 to 1482 and encodes 493 amino acids.